GUUCCCUGCUAGGAAACCCCCAGAGGUCCCUUGCUGCGUCCGGCCAAGGGGAGCUGCUGGGGACCCAGGGAGCUGUGUCGAUUUGCUGUUUGUCCAGUCGCGUCGACCCCAAGCCUUCUGUGACGAACACCCAGGACACAACCACCAGCCGCACCAACCACCAAUGCGACGGCCCAGUGCCGCUCCCAAUCAAAAAUGCACAAAUGAUGGGCGUCUCGAACACGUCCUGACGUCUACACGUUCGCACACGGGCCUGGAGAGGCGACGAUCUGUUUCGAGACGGAGAAAUUCGUCCAAGAUUAACUGCCCUCUAUCACAGGCUGGCAGGCAGGCAGGCAGGCAUCAUCAUUCUGCCACCCACACACCAUCCUUCCAUUUUGGUCUGGGCUGUCUUGCUGUGGAUAUGCGCCCCGAGCACGCGAGGAUGCGGACCAUCAUCAAUCGACCCCAGCCUGCCAGCUGAACUUGCCUUGGUUACAGGUACAGUGACACACGAGCAUAUGUUUGUCCUGUUUAAUAUACACAUCCACCCAGCUGCCGUCGUCGUCCACACAGACAGUAACACAAAUACGUACCCACCCACCAGCACAUUGCCGGCCUGUUUGUGCAUCUUGUCCAUCAUCAUAUUCAAGUCUUGCAAGGCAUCACCCACCCUGUGUGUGCUGGCCACAGCCAUUGCCCGUCUUGUGUCCAGUCUUACUUCUCCUUCUCGCACCCUCACUCCCAAUCCUCGAGCCGAACUCUUGGUCCUCGAGCCCUCGAGCCGCGCACUUCAUCUUGACGAGUGUGUGACGGGUUUCCAAGUUUCUUUCUUGUUCCUGGAUUGCUUUUUAACUUGACACAGCACACCACACCACAGACCCUUCUUCUUUUGAGUUCUGCCGCACCCAGCACCCGCAAUUCCGCCACCUUAGUCCCAUUCUGAUCAGAUCCUCCGGGCCUAAGACACGUUGGACCCGUGCCGUCGGUUCAAACCCCCUACAUGCGUCUUAGGCUGAGGUACGAAGUACAGCUCUCUCUGCAGCCCUGGCCUGGUCUGCGACAAUCCACACACCCAGAACACCCUCCUAUGACAACAAUCACGCCCAUCCAUUACAUAGCCGCCCUCCCAACCCGGUCCGGAUCUUCGCAGUCUGCCCCAGGGUGGUUGUGACGGCCGUCAGCCAGCAUGUUUGUCCAUCCUCACCUGUCCACAACACAGGGCGCUCUGUUCCAUUCCAGCAAACGUCCACGACGACAUACUACUGAACAAACCUCGAACAGCAGAAAUAAUACCGUGAGAUUUCCACAGAACGCUCGCCUCGACCAAAACCAGCAGCAGCAGCAGCAGCAGCAGCACCACCACCACCACCCGACUGCGAGGGCGACGUUCCCCACACCAGCGGCAAGCAGUCUGCCCAGACCGGCGCCGCGUAGCGGCCACUACUACGACAUGCCAGUGGACAGCAACUCCAUUUCCUACAUUUCUGCCGUCGCCGCGGCUGCACGAAACCUCUACCGCCGCGCAAAAAUAUCCGGCCCUGAGUUUGCCGAAAUCGCAACUGCCGUGCGCCCUCUGCACUCGGUCCUGAAGCAUCUGCGCGCCGAGGCAGAGGACGCAGACAGCCUCCUGAACAGCGACGGAUACGAAUCCUCCGUCUAUGCCCGCCAGCUCACCCCGAUAGUCGAGGACACCGACUUCACCCUCAAGCAGCUCGACACCAUCCUCGAGAAAUAUGGCUCCUACCCCAGCGACGGCGAGAGCCCCGAAGGCACCCGCAGGGAACGCGCAAACACCAGUGCCAAGCGCAUGGAGGACCGCGAGAGGGACAUGGUCGCCCUGAUCAGGACCAAGCUGGCCAACCAGAAGACCAACAUCGACAUCUUUCUGGACACGGUGCAGCUGCACAACCCCACGAGGCAGCACAAGCCCGUCGACCUGGAGCACGCAGACGGCCAGCAGAUGGACAAGAUCAAGGACAAGGUCGAUGUCGUAGCUGCACGUCUGUUCCAGCGCAGGGCCAGGGCCCUCGCCUCAGGCGAUGCUGCCCAGGAGAGCGAGGACCAGAUGUGGCAACAAUUCUGGGCCGAGCUGGUCAAGGAGGGCUUCUCCAGUGAUGUCCUCCGGAAGCACAAGGAAGUACUGCGCGCUUACAUCCGUGAGCUGGACUCAAAUGGCUACCUUGAUGACAAGCCGCCGUCGAUGCGUGGGCUUCUAGACCAGCAGCUGCCCCAGCCCUAUCCGGAAGCGCCCGCAUUCGGUGCUCGCCAACCGCAGCAGUAUGGCUCGUCCCCCCUGCCCCCGCCAGUCGAGAUCACCCCGGCCUCGUACCCAUCAAACCCCCAUGCCGAGACCAUGUCUCCCAAGGAGAUGGUCUCGCCCACCAUGGACAACGAGAAGUUCAUGCCCAGCGUGAAGCUUGAGCGGCGCCAGCCGGAGCAGUGGCCCGGUCCUGGGGACAACCCUUCACCAACCAGGCCGUCUUAUAACCCUUAUAUCCCGCAGACACAGGGCCAACAGGGCCAACCGGGCGGGCCACCUCCACCACCAACGAGCAUGCCGGUGCAGACGUCCUUUGAGCGCUAUUCGUCCGACUCGUGCUCGGAUUCCGGCUCAACGGACUCACAGCAGCUGGCCCUCAUCUCCACCAAGGACCUCAUGGCACUGGAUCGGAAUGAAACUGACAACCUCUCGGCCCGCAUGGGCGGACUCGGUCUCUCGCCGGCCAUGUUACCCACAACCCACGGCGUCUCCCCAGGCACAUCACCCAACAUGCGAUAUCUUCCGCCGCCCGUCGCCGCCCUUCCGUCUGACCACUCGCUCAGCUCGUCGCCGCGAUACGUCCCGUCCCUACCUGGGUACCCGAGCCCGACAUCUUCCACAAUGACUCCGCCUCCCCCUUACGCCUCCCCAAACCCCCAUACCGCCGCUCCGAUCCCCUUUCCCUCCUCAGCGCCAACAUCGUCGGCCCCGGGCUUCCCACCACCACCGACAUCGUCGGCACCGCGGCAGCAGCGUUAUUCCCGCCUCGCACCAGACAGCGUUGGCAAUGAGAUCCCCCUCGAAGCUAAAUGGACCCGGAUCAAGCGGAGCCUGGUAUCGACUGAGGUCCUCACAAAAGCGGGCGUGCGCUACGAGGCAAGGCCGGACUUCGUCGCCGUGCUUGGUGUCUUGACCAAGGAGCAGAUCGCCGACUACGCGAGGAAGUCGGCAGCCCUGAGAGCAGGCCGGGGCAGGGGCUACUCGGACCCCAAGUAUCGGCCGUCUGCCUACUACCCCGAAGAGAAACGAAACACCAACGGCAGGCGGCACCUCCAACACUCCGACUCGGACAGCGAGACAGACUCGGAUGAUGUCAUCUGGGACGAGUCGGACACGACCGACUCGGAGUCCCGCGACCGGUCGGGCGCCAUGACGGACAAGUACAUCCCCCGGGAGCACCGCCGCCGGCGAAACAGGAGGGCCUCGACCAACUCCACCAUCCAGGAGGAGCCGGAGCCCGAGGACAAGGGCGGCGACCACAAGGGCCACCGGGUCUACCCGAUCAUCGUCGAGAAGACAUCGCCGGCGGCCGUCACCCAGCCCAAGCCCAUCCUCAAGAACCGCAACGAGAACCACGUCCGGUUCGACGAGGACGGGCCCAGGGAGUACUCCCAGGAGGAGCUGGAGAAGGAGAGGGAGCGCAAGGAGCGCAGGGAGCGCAGGAGGGCCGAGAGGGAGAGGGAGGGCGAGCGACGCCGGAGGGACCGCGACAGAGCACGCGAGCGCGAGCGUGAGCGCGACCGGGACCGCGAUAGGGACCGUGAGCACCGCGACCGCGAUUCCACCACCCGCGAGCGAGAGCGGGACAGGCAGCACCGCGACCGUGAUCACCACGACCGCGAGCGCGACCGCGACCACCACCCGUCGUCGUCAUCGUCGCACUACCGCCCUCGUGGUGGCGAGCGGGAGCGGGAGCGGGACCGCACGGCCGACCGGGAGCGGGACCGCGAGCGCGAGGAGGCGCGCGACAAGCGCCGCGCCAAGAAGCGCGCCUGGGGCGAGACGCUCGGGGCCGUCGGGAUCGGCGGCGCCGCGGCAUCGCUGCUGGGCGUCCUCACCGAGGCUGCGUCCGGGCUGUGAUGAGAUGAGAAGAGAAAUGCGACCAUGGUUGCGCUGCGCUGCGCUGUGUUUGCUCCAGACCAUGUAUGUGGAUGACAUUGUAUGGAUAAUGUGUGUUGUUGAAGAAGGGGUGGAUGGAUCGAUGUUUGUUGUACGAAGUAAAGAGAAGCCAUGUAAUAUGUAUAAAGACGGGAAAGGAAAGAAAGGAAAGGAAGGGUUUCACGACGAAUGAACGAGCGGACGAACGGAAUACAGUACAGAGGGUAACGCAUGUGUGUAUGCGAGAAAACAAACACAUGGGAUGGAAUUGCUUCUCUUUGGGCUGGCUGGAACGGAGAAUCUGGAAGGGAAGGGAAAGAAAGAUACCACUGGCUUUCACGAAUGUCUGUCUGUCUCCUUCGUUGUUCUUGGUUUCUGUUUCUUUUUACAUAUAUACCCCCAAUGGUCUGUCUGUCUGCCUGUCUGAUUGAAUUGAACUUUUGUGUUCCUAUCUACAUAACUAUCUUGAAACCAAUCUGAUGCUGCCAC
Diaporthe batatas is the source of this 4609-nucleotide messenger RNA. RefSeq lists its product as uncharacterized. The transcript has 2 exons. The record is from RefSeq and is a predicted model, not a curated record. The coding region runs from base 1169 to 4102 and encodes 977 amino acids. Lineage: Eukaryota; Fungi; Ascomycota; Sordariomycetes; Diaporthales; Diaporthaceae.